AUGUCUGCGAAAGCUGUCAGCGAACUUUCCGGAAAAGAGGUCAGGCAUACUUUCAGUUUGUAGAUUUUGACUAGUUACUCUGUGAAAGAAUAAAUGUAGUGUGUAUUGUUUGAGAAAAAGCGCAAAUAAAAAACAAAUUUCUGACUUACACACAAAUGCUUAAAAAAUUGUUCAACCGCCUGACAAUUAAAAAAUGUGCGAAAAAUUACGUAUUUUCAGAACUGAUAGGAGUAUUUACUGAAGGAUUGGGCGAUUUAAAAUUCCUCCAUUUUUAAAAUUUUGCAUUCAGGUUCUCUACAAGUAUUUCGAGUCGAGUGGUCUUCUCAGCGCUCCACAUGCGUUUCACGUGAAAGCCGGCGAGAAUUUCGAUGAGAUCGCCAACAAGUACGAGUGGCUCGCCCGCGAUAACAAGGGCGUUAUCAAGCCCGACCAGUUGAUUAAGCGACGCGGAAAGUUGGGUUUGGUCAAGAUCGGAACUCCGCAGGAUUUGAAAGCUUGGUUCGAGAAGACCGGAAAUAGCUAUGUGAAAGUGGGACAGACUGAGGGACGCCUGCAUACGUUCAUUGUGGAGCCGUUUUGCGCACACGCGGAGAAGGAUGAGAUGUAUAUUGCCAUCUUCAGCGAGAGAAGCCGUGACGUUAUCAUGUUCUACGAGCAUGGAGGAGUUGAUAUUGGAGAUGUUGAGGAAAAGGUAAAAGAAAAUUGGGGUUUUUGAUAGGAACACACACAAGAUCAGCGUUUAGUUAUGCUCAGAUCCGUCGAAAUAACUUUUUAAGAUCAAAACUCUUUGCAGGCCCGUUCUGUAUUUGUGCCAGUGCAACUCGAUAACAAAGCCAUGUCUCCGUCCGACGAAGAGCUCUCCGCACUUCUCGGCCCGGUCAAAGACAACGCCACCAUCAGAAAGUUUGUUGUCGAACUGUACCAAGCUUACAAGGACCUCCAUUUCACCUAUCUCGAGAUCAACCCAUUCGUUCUUCUCAACAACCACAUUCACGUAUUGGAUCUGGCAGCGAAGCUUGACGAAACUGCCAACUUCUUGUGCGCUGAUAAGUGGAAGAGCAGGCUCACACCGUACGGAGGACCGAAUCAUGUGGAGUUCCCGGCACCCUUUGGCCGUGAUUUGACAUCUGAAGAACAGUACAUUUCUGACAUGGAUGCGAAGACUGGAGCUUCUUUAAAAUUGACAAUUCUCAAUAGAAAGGGAAGAGUCUGGACGAUGGUUGCUGGUGGUGGAGCUUCAGUUGUUUUCACGUGAGUCGCUUGAAGUGUUCACACACAUUUAACAGAUACUGAAAAAAAUAGAUUAUCUUUGUACAAUUUGUACAGCUGUCGUGAGCAAAAUAAAAUUUACUAGCAAACUUCGUUUCAGCGACACUGUGUGCGACCUCGGAGGAGCGUCCGAACUGGCCAAUUAUGGAGAGUACUCCGGAGACCCGUCAGAGUCGCAAACUUAUGAAUAUGCAAAGACGAUCCUCUCGGUGAUGACCGAAGGAGCACCAAGACCGGAAGGAAAGGUUCUCAUCAUUGGAGGAUCCAUUGCCAACUUCACAAAUGUCGCCAAGACAUUUGGAGGAAUCGUCAGAGCAUUUGAGACAUUUGUAUCAAAGCUCAAGGAGCACAAGGUGACUGUUUAUGUGCGCCGUGGAGGACCAAACUAUCAAGAGGGACUUCGUCGUAUCAAGGAUGCCGCCACUAAGUUGGAGCUUCCGAUUCAUGUGUUCGGACCUGAAACCCACAUGACUGCUAUUGUUGGAGCUGCUCUUGGACUGAAGCCAAUGCCUACUGUUCCAACUGCUCCACAAACCACUGGACAAUUCUUGUUGAGCCCGGAAAGAAAUGUAAGUGUGUUCGAAGAAAAACGAAACAAAAUAAUUUGUAUUAUUUUAGACCGGAGGAACUGAGAGAGCCCCGUCUUCACCAUCUCCAGCCACCAGUCCGGCCCCAGUUGAGCAUCCACUCACCACUGCCCAGCAGAACCGAUUGAACAGCUUCAGAGGAAUUUUUGAGGAUGAUACCAAGGCAAUUAUCUGGGGACAACAGGCCAAGGCUAUCCAGGGCAUGCUCGACUUUGAUUAUGUGUGUAGAAGAAACUCGCCAUCGGUGGUGGCUUCCACUUAUCCGUUCACUGGAGAUAACAAGCAGAAGUACUAUUUUGGACAGAAGGAAAUCCUCAUUCCGGCUUACAAAUCCAUGGCCAAGGCCUUUGCUACACAUCCGGAAGCUUCCAUAAUGGUGACCUUUGCUUCAAUGAGAUCUGUGUUCGAAACUGUUCUCGAAGCUCUUGAGUUCCCUCAAAUCAAAGUUAUUGCUAUCAUCGCCGAAGGAGUUCCAGAGAAUCAGACCAGAAAGCUUCUCAAGGUACGCUUUCCCCAAAUAACAGAAUAAUUAUCUAAUGAUUUCAUGGUUUCAGAUUGCUCAAGACCGCGGUGUUACCCUUAUCGGACCAGCUACCGUCGGAGGAAUCAAGCCAGGAUGCUUCAAGAUUGGAAACACCGGAGGAAUGAUGGACAACAUCCUUGCUUCGAAGCUCUAUCGUCCUGGAAGUGUCGCCUACGUUUCUCGUUCCGGUGGCAUGUCCAACGAGCUCAACAACAUCAUCUCCCAUAACACCAAUGGCGUUUACGAGGGCAUUGCGAUUGGAGGAGAUCGCUACCCGGGAAGCACUUACACCGACCACGUCAUCCGCUAUCAGAACGAUGACCGCGUCAAGAUGAUCGUCCUUCUUGGAGAAGUCGGAGGUGUUGAAGAGUACAAGAUUGUGGAGCUGUUGAAACAGAAGAAAGUUACUAAGCCUUUGGUUGCCUGGUGCAUCGGAACCUGUGCUGAUCACAUCACCUCUGAGGUUCAGUUCGGACACGCUGGAGCCUCUGCCAAUGCUCUUGGCGAGACUGCUGCCUGCAAGAACGCCGCUCUCCGUGCUUCUGGAGCCCUUGUCCCGGAGUCAUUUGACGACUUGGGCAACAAGAUUCGUCAAACUUACGACGAACUUGUCCGUCAACAGAUCAUCGUUCCACAAGCCGAAAUACCACCACCGGCAGUGCCAAUGGAUUACGCCUGGGCUCGUGAACUGGGCCUCAUCAGAAAGCCAGCUUCUUUCAUGACUUCGAUCUGCGACGAGAGAGGAGAGGAGUUGAACUACGCUGGAGUGCCGAUCACCAAAGUUCUGGAGUCGGAUAUGGGAAUCGGAGGAGUGUUGGGUCUUCUUUGGUUCCAGGUAUGUCGUACAAAACGUAAUAGUCUUUCGGAUGCUUUUAACGGGCUAAAUUUGGAGACUCCCUAUCUUUUUUCAGAAGCGUCUCCCGCCGCACGCCAACAAGUUCAUUGAAAUCUGCCUCAUGCUCACUGCCGAUCACGGACCAGCUGUUUCCGGCGCCCAUAACACCAUUGUUUGCGCUCGUGCCGGAAAGGAUCUAAUUUCCUCUCUGACCUCUGGACUUCUCACAAUUGGAGACAGAUUCGGAGGAGCUUUAGAUGGAGCUGCUCGUCAAUUCUCGGAAGCCUUCGAUCAAGGAUGGUCGCCAAACCAGUUUGUGGGAGAGAUGAGAAAGCGCGGAAAGCACAUCAUGGGAAUCGGACAUCGUGUCAAGAGUGUAAGUGUGAAGUAUUUUUUGGAAUAAAUUGAGAAAAAAACAAUUUCAGAUCAACAAUCCAGACAAGCGCGUUGAAAUUCUCAAGCGAUUUGCCAUGGAUAAGAAGGAGUUUGCACAAGAGACACCGUUGUUCGAAUACGCUCUGGAAGUGGAGAAGAUCACGACUGCAAAGAAGCCCAACCUCAUCCUGAACGUGGACGGAGCGAUUGCGAUCCUCUUCGUUGAUAUCCUUCGCCACAGUGGAAUGUUCACCACUCAAGAAGCCGCCGAAACCAUUGAGAUUGGAUCAUUGAACGGUCUAUUCGUCCUUGGCCGAUCCAUCGGAUUCAUCGGACAUUAUCUCGACCAGUCUCGUCUCAAACAAGGACUCUACCGCCAUCCAUGGGAUGAUAUUUCUUACAUCAUGCCGGAGAGCAACUUGGUAAGCUUCAUUACUCGAAUUUUAUAGGACAGCAAUAACUUGUAUUUUCUACACGUAAACAAACAAAUUUUUUUCCAGUAA
Messenger RNA from Caenorhabditis sp. 36 PRJEB53466, 4092 nucleotides. NCBI's taxonomy places the organism in Eukaryota, Metazoa, Nematoda, Chromadorea, Rhabditida, Rhabditidae. The record is from the annotation of a GenBank genome assembly.